UUGGGAAGGGGUGUAAAUUAAAACUAUUAUACGCAUCGUGUUGAUUGCUAAACAGAUGCAAACAUUUGAGAUGCAAUACUUAUUUUAUUGUUUAUUAUAUUAUAAUAUAACUUUAUUUUCAACAUAUUUAUGCCAGUUUAUCCUUGGAUAUCUUUUCAAUUGUAUAUAAUUUUAUACUGAUAAAAUAAUGAUUUUUUUUUUUUUAUGUAAGUUAUUAUUGCAUUGUAUGUUUUUCGUGCUAUUUAAAACAUUCUAAUGAUAUCCGUAUAUUAGUAUUUUAAUGACUAUAUUAAUUAAUUCGAGAAAUAUACAUCCGGUAGUUACUUAAAGAACAUUAUCGGCAACCAGGUUUGAAGAUGUUUAUAAUGUAUUACUGAAUUGUGUGCUUUUCUUAUUAUUAAAUAAUGCUAAUACAUAUAUGAUAUUAUAAUAUUAGCAUUUAAUGACUAAUUAAUUAGAGAAAUGUACACCUGGUAGUCACUUAACGUACAUUAUCGGCGGAACCGAUCUGUGAUUAGUUUUGUAUACCUCGUGUAUCACUUUAACACUUUGUUGUUUAUCGUUUCGGCGCUUUGUAAAGUCAAGUGAUUUAUGUUGAGACUCGCACACUCGUGGCGUAUUUACACCUCGGUCUACUGGCAGGUUUCUGGCUGGUAUACAAAUGUCUUUUGCUGAUUUUAUCUCAAAUGUUUUGACUUUUUGACACAAAAUAGUUCCAUUUGUACGAGAUCGGUGUGAUACUAUCACCCAACAACCUUUGACCUGCUACUAUAAAUUUAAAUAAGAGAAUAACAAACAAAAAAAACGAAAAAAAACCCUCGAAAGAAAGAAAAUAAUGAAAGGAUAAAUUAUUUAAAUAAGAGAGAAAAAAGAAGAAAAAAAGCGAAAUAUAAAAAAAGAAAGGCGAAAAACAGAACAUUAAAAAGUCGGAAUAAGACGAAAUGUACCGAACAGUUGAUGGUGUGCACGAUGUUGAUACGAUCUACUACACGCCGAGUUGCUAUAUAUCACGUAUCGCUUGUUUGUAAUAUUCUCUUUCAGUUUUGACAACUGACAAACUGCUACACUCGUCGUCAAUUUAUCCCCGUCAGAGCAGACGACACUACCAGCUCGUGCUAAUAACUAAUAAAUAAUAUUUUAAAAUUAACCAAUUUCCAUCGAAUGAAUCGCACUCGUAGUCGUGGUGUAAUUACAGAAAGUCGACCCUUCCUCAACCCAGCUGUUGCCCCCUCUCUUUCCCUUCUCCACUCUCCAUAUAUUUCUCUCCCUCUUUCUCUCCCUCUCUCUUUCCCUUCCUAUAUUCAUUCCAAUGUUUACUAGCGAACGGAGACUCCACGCGUAAAAACAGGGUGUGAUUCGGCCACAGGACAGGGCGCUAAGGUACGAGCGUUCUGAUUGGUUAGCCCGCGACAGCCAGUUUCUCAUUCCGAAGCAAAUGAUUUAUUUUCACCGACAGCGACUUAGAACUCCCACAAAUCACGCGUCUAGUAUAGGUCAUGUAGCUAGAAUUGUCUUUCCAUCAUAUAUCCACAAAAAUGAAUUCAUACUUUGCGGCAUCCUUUCUCCCUUCGUAUUCACCCGACGGCCAUUACGUUCCGAAUAGCUACAGCUCGAACAACUACGGAUUAUAUUCGUCGAGACUCGGAGAUCAGAUCGGCUAUCACUGUGCGUCUUCAGGAGGCUACUCCGGCAACGAAAAUGUUUCUUCGUCACACUACUACCCCCAGCAGAAAACGAACUUUCACUACCAGUCCAACGGCGACACUUCGUCUGCGUCUUACGAAGCGAAAAAUGUCGCGGCAUAUCCACCGGCGCAAGUAGCAGACGACAGUUUGAACGUUUCCCGCUACAACUCGGGCGCCAAUCUCGGGUAUCAGCACCAACCACAGCAUCACCAAAAUGCGGACUGGAACCACAGUCAGCACCAGGAUUCCACCCCGUCGCCGAACCGCAAUCAGCAGGGUAGUCCGUAUUCUCCAUCGCUGGAAAACAAACCAAUCGUGUCUUGUUCUGUGUCGCCGAAAAUCUUCGAGGAAUCUCAACAACAACAGAAAACGGAACCGGUGACGCCUUUCUACCCUUGGAUGGGAAUCGUGGGUCCAAACUCUGCACAGCGCAGGAGAGGUCGCCAGACCUACAGCCGAUAUCAGACGUUAGAACUCGAGAAGGAAUUCCAAUUUAAUCACUACCUCACGCGGAAACGACGGAUUGAAAUCGCACAUGCUCUGUGUUUGACGGAGAGGCAAAUUAAAAUAUGGUUUCAAAAUCGCAGGAUGAAGCUGAAAAAAGAGAACAUGGCGAUAAAAGAACUGAAUGAGAACUCUAGAAAGACUGAGCAGCUUAGUGAUGACGUCAGUGAUGAAAACUCCAGUUGAGAAAGGAAAAACAAAACAAAAUAAAAACCUGUUGUUUUGUUUAACCAAUGGCUAGUUACUAUUUCGACGGAAGACGGGUAUAUUUGUGUUUAUGCGCAGGCGCAAGAAAGCAAAGACAGUUUUGCACUUCCUGUUGCAAUUGGUGCCGACCACAUCACAUGUCCACAUUAUAUUUGCGACGUAAGUAAGCAAUUGCAAUAGUAGAGAAUAGAUCGUACGCACGUCGCUUGCUGGCUAACUCAGGGUCGCUUACAGAAGUUAAAGAAAGACAAAAAAGAAAUGAUGAAAGAAAGACAAAAAAGAAAUGAUGAAAGAAGGAAAGAAAGAAAGAAAGAAAGAAGAACGAAGGAAACGAAAACGGCUAGAAAAGACAAAUGGCGGACAGACCCGCAAUUCCGCCAAAGUAGACUGGUGGCUGUACGCUGCUUAAAAUGUGAUAGCAUUAACUUAAAGCGUAACAGUUUUCCAAAUCCGUGACCGAAAAACCAGUCGAUGCCGUGCUUCGACCAGUUCCAUCUUUCUAUCACUUAUGUUAGAGAAUUUUAUUCAAAUUAAAAAAUAAAUAAUAAAAAACCCAAAAAAAACAAGGACAGACAACUCCAGUACAUUCAGUGUUCGUUGAGUCAUUUGGAAGAUUAGAUUAUCUGCGUGAGGUUUCUGUUAUUCGUGUGUAUUGUGUCUUGACUCGAUUCAUUUCGCCUGUCCCAUGACAAUUGUCGAUGUUUUUGUGUGUGAAAACCAACUAUUGUAGAGUCGUCAUUGUAAAUCACGCACCAGCAUGUUUGCGAAGGAAAAAUUGGUUCUCGACCCUAUCCCCCCCCCCCACCCCCUCCUGCCACCCCCAUACCGUAGUGAAUUGGUUUCUGUUGUAUGGCUAAUUAGAAGCUACCUCCAUUGUUUUGUCAAUCGCCAGGGCCCAUAUUUCUGAAGCCAUCUUAAUGGUACGAGAUCGUAAAACCAUCGUAGGUUGUGACGUCACUACAGUACAAUCCAUAGUAACGUCAUAGUUUUAGGAUGGUUUUACGAGUUCGUAGGCUAAGAAUGCUUCAAAAAUAUGGGCGCAGACUCGUAUAUAACCUCAGAUACUCAGAGCUGCAAUAGCCACGCCCAUCUAGAAGCAAGGCGCAUCAUUACACUUUUAAACAAACUGUACAUUUUCCUUGGGGAGGGAAUUUGUCCUGCUCCCUCCAUCUCCACCCCGCUCCAUGCUAUAUAUAUAUGUAUAUAUAAACAAAGAUAAAACUAUAGGUUGUGCUUCAUCCCCAACUAGAGACUGUGCCCCCCCCCCCCCUCCCUCCAGAUAUAGUUCCUACGAGCCUGAUAUCUAUUUCUGAUCUUUCAGCAAAGUCUGGUAAUGAACGAGAAAAUAUUAUGUCAUGAAAGGCGGCUUAUUAGGUCAUUAUGGAUGUUCUCUGGUAGCGGACCGAGAAACGAGACACGGGUUGACCAUUCCUUGUUCCGUGUUGUUGUAAAGGGUAAACCAUGAAUUUAGUUGUGAUAAUAGUGAAUUUAAUUAUUGCGCUUACGAAAUGUGAAUAAUAUGUAUACCUGUCAUCUUAAUCCCUUUUUUUCCUUUUUUUCUUUCUUUUUAAAAAAAAAUUCAAAUGCAAAACUUUACAUUGUUUUUAAAAAGGACAAAUGGGGAUAAGUCAGGUUAGGAGAUAUGGUGGGGAGUCAAUGACCGAUAUAUAUAUAUAUAUAUAUAUAUAUAUAUAUAUAUAUAUAUAUAUAUAUAUAUAUAUAUAUAUAUAUAUAUAUAUAUAUAUAUCUUUUAAUAUCCCGCAAUACCCCUUCAGUAAUCAGGGUUUUGUUUUAACCUAUAACAUGUGAUUUUUAUUUCUUUUCCUGUCUUGCUUAAUGUUAUGAAUAAGAGCUAAUGCUAUGUACAUUACAGAUAAGAAUGUCAUGAAUAUUAUAAACGGAUAACAGUGCUCAGAAUAUAACGAGGUAGCUGUAAACUUGAAUUCCAUUCAACCAAUCAAAUACAUACCCGUAACGAGAACCCCUAGCCCUUACAUUUCAGUUCGUACACUUACAUAGCUACAAGGUGCUAAGACGCAGUUUGGAAAUCUUAUUUAUCAGGGCCGUACCUAGCAUAAAUACCAGGGGAAGGGUCGUAAUGUGGUCUGGAUCUUGUGUGUUCCAAUAUGGACCAAAAUGACCUUACUGUUUGUAAAUUCCCUGGACUAGUCUGAUAUUGAAAUGCAAAAAAGAAAUAAAUGAUUUAGCAUCAGUAGGGGUUUGUUUGAACCCAAGACCCCCAGCCUACGCAGUAAAAGAAUCCGGGUACAAUGAGAGAGAGAGAGAGAGAGAGAGAGAGAGAGAGAGAGAGAGAGAGAGAGAGAGAGAGAGAGAGAGAGAGAGAGAGACAGACAGACAGACACAGACAUUCAGAGAGACAGAGACAGAGAGAGAGUUUUCUAUAUUAAACAGAGAUUUGUGUUUUUUUAAAGUUUUCUAUCGGUAACUAGUACGCCCUUCUUCCCCACUAAGUACUGCCCUGUUACCUAAACAUUUUAACACGUCAUGUAUCGGUUUUGUAUGAAACAUAAUAUAGUGCUUGAUGCAAGCAUGUGGCAAGUUUAUUCACACGUUUGGGUGGUGUUUCAACAUUUGAUUCAAAACGUGACUUCCCAUUUACCUUUGUCUGUUCUGCUACACGUGGUUUAACACGUGGUAUGAAACGUCACGUAACACGUGGUAUGAAACGUCACGUAACACGUGGUAUGAAGCGUCACGUAACACGUGGUAUGAAGCGUCACGUAACACGUGGUAUGAAACGUCACGUAACACGUGGUAUGAAGCGCGAUUUAACGCGUGAUUUAAUGUAGUAAGUAUAAUUUACGACGUGUUGGAAGUGAAAAUGCAAUGCAAUAAAUGCAAAAAAUAAAAGUAAAACAUACUUAUACGGUAUGAUAAAAUUACAAAUAUCUGUAUUAAAAUUGUCUUUGUGUUCGUGUGUUCAUGAAUGCGAAUGUAUAUAUGCGUGUCGUGU
Gigantopelta aegis is the source of this 5370-nucleotide messenger RNA. Its product is annotated as homeobox protein Hox-B7-A-like. The transcript is spliced from 2 exons. Gene Ontology annotation, biological process: anterior/posterior pattern specification; regulation of transcription by RNA polymerase II. The coding region runs from base 1536 to 2375 and encodes 279 amino acids. The record is from RefSeq and is a predicted model, not a curated record. Lineage: Eukaryota; Metazoa; Mollusca; Gastropoda; Neomphalida; Peltospiridae. Gene Ontology annotation, molecular function: RNA polymerase II cis-regulatory region sequence-specific DNA binding; DNA-binding transcription factor activity, RNA polymerase II-specific. Gene Ontology annotation, cellular component: nucleus.